CAUUUGCGUCAUGACGCUCUGACGGCAAGACGGGGAAAGAGAAUGGACUUGAGCUCCACCAGACUAAACCAACUAUAACAUUUAUGAGUCGCUUUAAUUUAACUACCAACUAUGCUAGUUAGAGUUAAGUCAACAUGGGAAGUGAUUCAGCUAAUUAAACAGAACUACAAACUAGAAUGCCGUUGCUGGUUCGCUAGCUAGCUAACGCUAGCUUUUAGCGGAAGAACCGAACCGAGGAUCUAACCGUGUACGAUGUCCGAAUCCUGAGUACCGUGUGUCAGAAACGGGGGAUAAAAAGUUCUGACCGUGCCUUCAACUGAAUCGUGUCGGUGUUGACAUGAUGAAGAACUGCGAGUACAGGCAGAUCGACCCUCGGGCUUUGUCGGUGUUGCCGUCGUCCGCACAGAACCUCGCCGAAAAGAGAGCGCCACCGCUGCGGAGAAAAUGGGAAGUGUUCCCGGGGAAGAACCGGUUCUACUGCAACGGACGGCUGAUGCUGGCCAGACAAAGCGGUGUCCUUCCUCUGACGCUGGGCCUUAUUGUUGUCACUUGUGGCCUUUUCUUUGCUUUCGAUUGCCCAUUCUUGGUGGAGCAUUUGACAGUGUUUAUAGCUGUGAUAGGUGUGGUUCUUUUUGUGUUUGUGAUGAUUUCCUUGCUGAGAACCAGCUUUACAGACCCAGGCAUCCUACCUAGGGCCACACCAGAUGAAGCUACAGACAUAGAGAAGCAGAUUGAUACCUCUGGAUCCAGCACUUAUCGCCCCCCUCCACGGACUAAGGAAAUCCUCAUCAACCAGCAGGUGGUAAAGCUCAAAUACUGCUUCACUUGUAAAAUAUUCCGUCCUCCUCGGACAUCCCAUUGCAGCCUGUGUGACAACUGUGUGGAGCGGUUUGAUCAUCACUGUCCGUGGGUAGGGAACUGUGUGGGCAAGCGCAAUUACCGCUUCUUCUACAGCUUCAUCAUCUCACUCUCUUUCCUCACAUCUUUCAUUUUUGGCUGUGUCAUCACACACCUCACUUUACGCUGUCAAGAAGGAAAAAGCAUUGUUCAAGCCAUUCAGGAGAGUCCUGCCAGUGUGGUGGAACUGGUGAUUUGUUUCUUCUCCAUCUGGUCUAUUUUGGGCCUCUCGGGCUUCCAUACUUACUUGGUCGCCUCAAACCUCACAACAAAUGAAGAUAUAAAGGGCUCCUGGUCAAGUAAAAGAGGUGCAGAAGACUCUGGGAACCCCUACAGUUACAACUGCAUUAUAACAAACUGCUGUGCCACAUUAUGUGGCCCCAUGCCCCCGAGUCUGAUUGACAGAAGAGGUUUCGUACCCCCCGAUGUUGAGGUUUUUGCUGUUGCUUCUUCGGACACAGAUUUACCACCAUUUGCAGCCAAGGAUGACGUGCACAUGUGCGCUCGGAGCACCAAGGACAUGCUGGAGAGGGUGAUCCACUUCUCCGCCCUCCACGGCCUGUGCCUCCCUGGCACCAGUAAGCCCUGUCCUGUGGGCACAGAAUCAUCCACAGAGCCUCCGGGCGCAGGCUGCUCACAGCACGGCCGCUCUCCCGUGUCUGCGCCAUGCCUCCCAUUCAGCCGAAGCACCGAGAAGGACUCUCUGCAAUCAAUCAACCCAGCCUUCCGCCUGGCUUGUCCCUCGCCAACGCUUGGCCGAACCACAGUGAUUCUGGGUGAUUCACCAGACGUCGGCUUUACUGCGGCUUCGUGAGCGCACACAGAAGUCACAAGCAGUCCUGCUGCUGUUAUUGAAUUCUCACUGUGGCACCACUUCUUACAAGUGAUGUUUCUGGCUGUGGAUGAACAUUUUAAUGCUGUUCUGUUACCAUUUGUUUUUGGACGACGAGGCAUUAGAGUUGGAUGUUAUAUUUUCAUAGUGGGGGUUAAAAAAAAUUCUCCACAUGCUUUCAGACUGAAGGUUAAACUUAGUAAAUCUCUCAAGCACAAUAUAAAGAUAUUUUUCAGGUCACACAGAACAUGCCUCGACACCUCCCCAGAUCCUCAAGCCAUAUGUCAAAGCCGGAGUCUUUAAUUUCCUGCUAUUAUCUUAUGCAAACAAUUCUUUAAGUCUGAGAAGAGUUACAGAAUGUCUGUUGGUUAAAGGAGUGCAGAUAUAAUGCUUGUUUUACUGCUGUGGUUACUGAGCCAUUACAGGAUUAUCAGUCUUGUUUCCUGUCGUCUGCGUCAUCCCGUUGACAUUAGAGGGAUGCGGUUCAGUUUUUAUUUUUAAGUAUGUCACCGCUGUUGCUGUACAUGUUGCACAUCACACUCUCAGACUAGUUGAUAUGUUUUUGAUUUGUCGGGUUUCAAAGGAGUCACUAGUGUGACUUUGUGUGACAGUGAGUGGAUUUGUUAGUGUAUCACAACCUGUCUAAGGUACACAAAUGAUGCAAAUUUUAAUUUGUUUCAUGUGAAAAGAAAUUGAGGUUUGCAUUUCAGUAUUUUUAACAGACCCUAUUACGUGUUAAAAGGGACACAAAUGGCAACUUGUAUGCCUCAGCCAGUUGGGGC
This is a messenger RNA of Thalassophryne amazonica, 2511 nucleotides long. RefSeq names its product zinc finger DHHC-type palmitoyltransferase 18a (gene zdhhc18a). Lineage: Eukaryota; Metazoa; Chordata; Actinopteri; Batrachoidiformes; Batrachoididae. Gene Ontology annotation, cellular component: Golgi apparatus; endoplasmic reticulum. The transcript is spliced from 9 exons. Gene Ontology annotation, molecular function: protein-cysteine S-palmitoyltransferase activity. Gene Ontology annotation, biological process: protein targeting to membrane; peptidyl-L-cysteine S-palmitoylation. The record is from RefSeq and is a predicted model, not a curated record. The coding region runs from base 338 to 1711 and encodes 457 amino acids.